Molecule: messenger RNA, 654 nt
Organism: Haemonchus placei
Lineage: Eukaryota; Metazoa; Nematoda; Chromadorea; Rhabditida; Trichostrongylidae
Source: the annotation of a GenBank genome assembly
AUGUUCUCUUGGCGUUGCUUCUGUGUAGUGUUCAGUGAGCAGUGGAAAUGCGAGCUGCAGCGAGCUCACGGGCUGACUCAUGCGCUUCGUGACGGCCACGCCUACAAGUCCAUAAAGGACGCCCUGGUCAUAUCACCCCUACUGCCUUCCUUUCCCCGUGUUCCUUCUGAUGCGAUGCUCCAGCCAGUCCUAUCGGAGCCGCCCAUAUACCAGAAUCUGCACGCUGGCUUCUCAACAUUACCUCAACAAUCAGAUAAUCGCCGCGGGUUCUUCUGGCUACAGCAGCAACCUAUGGAACCUUCAUCUGCGAACAGUCACCUUUUGACUGUUAAUAUUGGUAAAGGGCAUUCCCACAUGGAUUGUUCCUAUGUGGACUUACCACCACUCCCACCAACGAAACCACGUCGUACACGCUUCACUGAGCGACUAAUGGAAGCACAUCCACGCGAAGCGCACAGAAAUUCACCUGUACCUUCUGUCUCCAAGAAGUUGGACAGCCGCAGCCAAAGUCAAAGUUCUGCCCAGUGCGAGAAAUCGCAUCGUCAUCGUCCCGGAGUGCUACGCUCAGUUAUAAUCUUAUUUACUUGCUGUGUGACAUCCGAUUCCGCCAAGACACCAAAGCGCAACGGCGAUUCACGACGUAAUAAGACAUGA